Messenger RNA from Colletes gigas, 2183 nucleotides. Its product is annotated as amidophosphoribosyltransferase-like. The record is from RefSeq and is a predicted model, not a curated record. Gene Ontology annotation, molecular function: amidophosphoribosyltransferase activity. Gene Ontology annotation, biological process: purine nucleotide biosynthetic process; purine nucleobase biosynthetic process. Lineage: Eukaryota; Metazoa; Arthropoda; Insecta; Hymenoptera; Colletidae. The transcript has 8 exons. The coding region runs from base 366 to 1985 and encodes 539 amino acids.
AACUACGACAACUUUUUCGAUGCGAAUAAGAAAAUAUAUUAAUGAUCGAACGUAAAAUAAUAGUUGUUUAAAUAAGUUUAUUAUUAUAUCCGUAGUCACAUGAUUAAAUAGUUUUUAUGAAAGUUUGGCGAAUUAUACUUGCUUUUCUAAUUGAUAUAAGUAAGGAAUUAAAGAAUUUAAAAAUAAGAUAAUAACUAAAUGAGCGAACCCCUCCAGUCAAAAGCAGGUUUCCAUUGGUUAACACAUUCAUUUGUGCUACGGAAGCCAGUCAAGAGGCAUAUUUCAUGCGGAUGAUCCGCAGCCGAUCUCUUUCAAGCUGACAGCAGAACAACACUACAUUCAAACGUUUGACGCGCGUGACUUAAAUGGAAAUGUCUCGCAGCAUGCAAGCAGAAUCUUGCAGUCGAAUAAUGUCUAUAGAAAAUGAAAGAGGUAAAAGGUUGCCUGUUAAAGGAAAGGCUAAGAAUCUAGGAAUGUCUGGCCUUACACACGAAUGUGGAGUUUUUGGAUGCAUAGCUGCUGGUGAUUGGCCUUCUCAAAUUGAUGUUGGUCAAGUUAUUUGUUUAGACAACAUGUUUAUAGGUUUGGUUGCCUUACAACACAGGGGCCAAGAAAGUGCUGGUAUUGUUACCAGUGAAGGUGUUUGUUCAAAGUCCUUUCAUGUUCACAAGGGUAUGGGAAUGAUCAAUAACAUUUUUAACGAUGAAAAUAUGAAGAAACUCUGUGGAAAUCUUGGAAUUGGUCAUACUAGAUACAGCACAAGUGCUGCAAGCGAAGAAGUCAAUUGUCAACCAUUUGUAGUUCAUACUGCACAUGGGGCAUUAGCAGUUGCUCAUAAUGGAGAGCUUGUGAAUACAGAAUCGUUAAGAAAAAUGGUAUUAGGUCGAGGUGUUGGCCUAUCAACCUACUCUGACUCUGAGUUAAUAACACAAGCUCUUUGCUUGAAUCCUCCUGAAGGUGAAGUUAAUGGCCCAGAUUGGCCAGCACGUAUAAAACAUCUCAUGCAGUUAGCACCAUUAUCGUAUUCGUUAGUAAUUAUGCAGAGGGAUAAGAUAUAUGGUGUUAGAGAUCCUUAUGGAAAUCGUCCAUUGUGCCUUGGAAAAAUUGUACCGAUUGGUAAUUUAGCAGGAGAUGAAUCAGACGAUGACGACGAAGCCGAAGGUUGGGUCAUUUCAUCCGAAUCUUGUGGAUUUUUAAGUAUUGGAGCACGAUAUGUGCGCGAAGUAUUUCCUGGAGAAAUAGUAGAGUUGACCCGUGAGGGUAUUAAAACUAUAGAUAUUGUUGAUAGACCAGAUAAAAAGCCGCAAGCCUUUUGUAUUUUCGAAUACGUUUAUUUUGCACGAAGCGACAGUAUUUUUGAAGGACAAAUGGUUUAUUCUGUUCGCAUGCAAUGUGGACGAGAACUUGCUUUAGAAUGUCCAGUGGAUGCAGAUAUAGUCAGUUCAGUACCUGAAUCUGGAACUGCAGCAGCACAUGGCUAUGCUAGACAGUCUCAAAUACCUUUUGCGGAAGUAUUGUGCAAAAAUAGGUACGUUGGCAGAACAUUUAUUCAACCUAGUACACGACUUAGGCAACUUGGUGUAGCAAAAAAAUUUGGAGCCUUGUCAGAAAACGUAAAAGGAAAAAAGUUAAUUCUUAUUGAUGAUUCAAUUGUUAGAGGAAAUACUAUUGGGCCUAUUAUUAAAUUACUUCGUGAUGCAGGAGCAAAAGAAGUUCAUAUUAGAAUAGCUUCUCCUCCAUUAAAAUAUCCGUGCUACAUGGGAAUAAACAUACCAACAAGGGAAGAACUAAUUGCAAAUAAAUUAGAUAAUAUAAAACUAGCAAAACAUGUUGGAGCUAACAGUUUAACAUACCUCUCAGUGGAUGGACUUAUUAAAGCUGUAAGAUUUGGUAUGGAUAAUCGAGAAAGCAGUUACAUUGGUCACUGUACUGCUUGUUUAACCGGAGAUUAUCCCGAUGAACUUCCUGGUGAUUUGGAUUGGUGAAAUAAUGAACUGUACUUACAAAUCUAUAGACAGUGAUACAUUAUUAAACUAUGUACUAUCAACAUUAUCUAUUAUCAUAUCACAACCAAAGCCACAUAACAAGAUCUAAUUUAAUGUAAUUUAAAAUUUUGUUGUACAUGUCAGCUCAGCAUAUAAUAUCAAAAAUAAUUCAGUAUUUCGACAAAUAACUUAAAUAGU